AUGUUCUCCAGGACACUCGCAACCACCACCCGCCGGGUCAUCGCCUCGUCUGCGCCCCGUGCCGCCCUGAGGCAGUCUGUCGCGCCCGCUGCCGGGCCUUCCGUCGCCGCCCGUCGCUCCUACCACGAGAAGGUCCUCGACCACUACAACAAGCCGCGGAAUGUCGGAUCCAUGCUCAAGACCGACGCGGACGUCGGCACAGGCCUCGUCGGCGCCCCGGCGUGCGGCGACGUCAUGAAGCUCCAGAUCCGCGUCGACCCGUCGAACAACACCAUCUCCGACGUCAAGUUCAAGACUUUCGGCUGCGGCAGCGCCAUCGCCAGCUCCAGCUACCUCACCGAGCUCGUCCGCGGCAUGACCCUUGACGAGGCUGGCAAGAUCAAGAACACCGAGAUUGCCAAGGAGCUGUGCCUGCCUCCUGUGAAGCUCCACUGCUCCAUGUUGGCCGAGGACGCCAUCAAGUCUGCCAUCUCCAACUACUACACCAAGAACCCGCACGCCAAGAAGACAAACCUCGCCGGCACCGAGGCUAAGCUGCCGACCGCCGAGGCCGCCACUGCCUAA
This is a messenger RNA of Microdochium trichocladiopsis, 564 nucleotides long. Its product is annotated as iron sulfur cluster assembly protein 1, mitochondrial precursor. The record is from RefSeq and is a predicted model, not a curated record. The coding region runs from base 1 to 564 and encodes 187 amino acids. The transcript is spliced from 2 exons. Gene Ontology annotation, biological process: intracellular iron ion homeostasis; iron-sulfur cluster assembly. Gene Ontology annotation, cellular component: mitochondrial matrix; cytoplasm. Lineage: Eukaryota; Fungi; Ascomycota; Sordariomycetes; Xylariales; Microdochiaceae. Gene Ontology annotation, molecular function: ferrous iron binding; 2 iron, 2 sulfur cluster binding.